AAGCAUUCUGUCAAAAUGUCAAAAUCAAUGCGAGAUGCAGGUGUAGUUUAUAACCUAUUUUUAUUUAUUAUAGACUAAAAGUAAAAUAAAGUAAUUGAUUUCUUUAAAGUUGAGGUAUCAAUGCGACGAUUUAUUAAAGUGACAUAGGAAGAAUACUUUUCGGCAAUUAUAAAAAAUGGGUAAAGGUAAAAGUUUUUUUGUCAAGAAACGAAAAGGCAACAAGAAAAUAGUUAAUAAGAAAAGAAAAAAGUCAUCCAAAGAAGUAGAAAUCGUUAAUAAAAAAGCAAUAUUCAAUCGAUAUAAAAAUAAGCAAAAGAUAGAAGAAGAAUUGGUGAAAAAAAAGCAAAUAGAGGAGAAGUUUCGUAAAGCAAACACACAGUACUCAGAGAGCGAAGAAGAAGAAGAUACUUACAACCAACUUGUUUCAUGUUUCGUAAAUCCAAGCAAAAGCAAGCAUGUAGUGGACAGUGAAAGUUCCGAUAGCACUGAAAGUGAUGUGUCCGAUAAUGAUAUACAAUCGUUAAAUGGUGAAGUUAACGACAAAGAUGAUUCUAAAGAGACUGAGGAUUUAGAAGAAGAUGAAACAAGUGAAAUAAUGAUGAUGGCAGAUACUGAUAUGGAAAUUGAGACAGAUGUAGCUGAUGAUCCAUUCACAAAACAUUAUCAGUAUGAACUUAGUGAUGAAUUAUUGGUAUCACUAUCAAGUAAUUCACCAACCAUUGAGAAUGUAACAAAAGUGUGGCCAGUGCUUGGAAAUUUAAUUAUAACUAUCCCUAAGCCAGUAAAAACAGCAGCAGCAAAAAUCAAACCAAAAAUCUCUAUUCUAGAAGAAAAAAUGUAUGCUCCUGAAGGAUCUGUACCAAAUCAUAUUAAUAAUGUGGAUUUUAAUAAGCUGUGUAUAAAGUCACAAAUACAUGGCAACAUUGUGUCUGCAAAUAAAACAAAUUUGAUAAAAAAGGAUAUGGAUUUAACUGAUAUUUUUACUCCACUACAAAAAGAAUUAUUCUCUGUUAUGAAUAACUACCAAGAUCUGUAUUAUCCAGAAAGAAGUUUUAGUAAUGCUGAUGAAAUUCGUUAUACAUAUUGUCUUCAUGUGGUGAAUCACAUGCUGAAAACUCGUAUCAAAAUUCUGCAUCAUAACUCCAAAAUAGCUCGGAAAUCUGAUAUGUCUGAUGAGUAUCGAGAUCAGGGAUUAGUGAGACCAAAGGUUUUAAUUAUGGUACCAUUCAAAGAUGCAGCAUAUAGAGUGGUCAAAACAUUAAUAGAGAUAUUGGUCCCGAAAGAAUCUGGACAGGUUGUGAAUAAGAAUAGAUUUGAAGAAGAUUUCACUGGUGGUGAGCUGCUGAUGCCAACUAAAAAUCCCAAACCGGAAGACUAUGAGUUACUCUUUAGUGGCAACACAGAGGACACAUUUAGAUUAGGAAUGACACUAACCAAGAAGACACUAAAGCUUUACACAGAUUUCUAUUCAUCGGACAUUUUAAUAGCUUCUCCGUUAGGACUCCGUAUGAUAGUGGGUGCGGAAGGUGAAGAGGACCGCGACUAUGAUUUCUUAGCAUCAAUAGAAAUAUUAAUAAUGGACCAAGCGGAUGUUUUCCUGAUGCAGAAUUGGGAUCAUUUAUUGCAUGUGUUGGAUCAUUUUCAUCUUCAACCGAAAAAGACACAUGACACAGAUUAUUCUAGAGUCAGAUCGUGGGCUGUUAAUGGAUGGUCUAAAUAUUAUAGACAAACAUUAAUAUUUUCAUCAGUGUCAUUGCCGGAAAUAAAGUCUAUUAUAAAUAGAAAGUGUCAAAAUUACGCCGGCAAAGUGCUGUCGGCGAAUCCAGUAGAAAUUGGUAGCAUACAGCAAGUUGUACUGCAAGUUCCCCAACUGUUCCAUAGAUUUAAUGCGACGUCUCCAAUGGCGGCUGUGGAGAGCAGAUUUGAAUAUUUCGUGAAGGAGAUUCUGCCAAAACAACGCGACACUCUGAUGAGCCACACCCUCAUUUAUGUGCCGAGUUACUUUGAUUUUGUUAGAUUAAGAAAUUAUUUUAAGAAAGAAGAUAUUAGUUUUGUACAAAUAUGCGAAUAUUCUAAGGAUGGCAAGAUAGCGCGAGCUCGAGACAUGUUCUUCCACACUGAGGCACAUUUCCUGCUGUACUCGGAGAGAGUCCACUUCUUCAGAAGGUUCAGGAUAAAAGGCAUCCGGCAUAUCAUAUUCUAUCAACCUUCUACUUAUCCACAUUUCUAUUCCGAAAUGUGCAACCUUAUGCAGGAAAGUAAUCAAAACAAAUAUGGAGGUAGUGAAUGUAACAUGACAGUGACGACGCUGCACUGUAAGUACGACGCGGUGCGCGUGUCCGCCGCGCUCGGCGCCGCGCGGCUCGCGCGACUCGCCGCAUCCGACAAGGCCGUGCAUAUGUUCGUCACUGGAGACUAAUUAAAUUCUCACAACA
Messenger RNA from Papilio polytes (common Mormon), 2435 nucleotides. Its product is annotated as digestive organ expansion factor homolog. Gene Ontology annotation, cellular component: small-subunit processome; nucleolus. The coding region runs from base 176 to 2419 and encodes 747 amino acids. Gene Ontology annotation, molecular function: U3 snoRNA binding; rRNA binding. Lineage: Eukaryota; Metazoa; Arthropoda; Insecta; Lepidoptera; Papilionidae. The record is from RefSeq and is a predicted model, not a curated record. The transcript has 8 exons. Gene Ontology annotation, biological process: maturation of SSU-rRNA from tricistronic rRNA transcript (SSU-rRNA, 5.8S rRNA, LSU-rRNA).